Molecule: messenger RNA, 2363 nt
Organism: Ictalurus furcatus (blue catfish)
Lineage: Eukaryota; Metazoa; Chordata; Actinopteri; Siluriformes; Ictaluridae
Gene: lhx4
Product: LIM homeobox 4
Exons: 6
Coding region: 1056-2183 (375 amino acids)
Biological process (GO): regulation of transcription by RNA polymerase II; neuron differentiation
Cellular component (GO): nucleus
Molecular function (GO): RNA polymerase II transcription regulatory region sequence-specific DNA binding; DNA-binding transcription factor activity, RNA polymerase II-specific
Source: RefSeq, a predicted model, not a curated record
AUUUACUCUUAUAAGUGAUAAUUGAGGGUAAAAUGAUGCUAACUAAUGCUAAGCUCUUUCUAAAAACCCCAAACUAUCUACUAUCAGUCAAAGCAAACAGCUUUACAGCUAGGGGAAAGAUUAGUAAAGAUGGAUCUAUUGCAUAAAAAUGGUAAAAUGAUGUUAUGGAAUCCAGACUAAAUAUUUAGAUGUAAAAAGUGGACACUAAUCCUGGAUAAAUGUUACUUUUAAUUCUUUAAGUAAUUUGUGUUAGGAUGAUAAAUCUCCACAGGUUUGCUUAUAAUAAAUAAUUUAUUUUAAAAAUAUUUUUUUUAAAAAAUCAGGUUUUAAACCAUAAAGAACAGAAAAUAUGAGAAAAUAAAAGGUGACCGUUGGUUGUUUUUUUUUUUUUUUAAUUGGUUGCUAAUCAGUAUGCUAACGGUAGCCUUGGUGCUUAAAGGACGCUUAGUUUCUUAAUACCGUUUUAAAAGCGUUUAAAGAAAAUGAAAAUAUUUAAAAAGUGGACGAUAAUGAGGCGUUAAUGUCAUCUGAUACUUAUUUCAGUUAGCUAAUGUGUGUUAGCUGAUAAAUCUCCUCAGAGGUGUGUUUUUUUUUUGUUUUUUUUUUCCUCAGGCGCAUCGGCCGCCCGUAUUUAUAGCGUUCGAGGUCUCCACAGGGACGCUUUCGUCACUUCCGGUCCGUUUUGAUUGGUCAGCGCGGCGCCCCUGCAACGUGAAUGAAUCAAAGCAGUGCGCGUGUGUGUGUGUGUGUGUGUGUGUGUGCGUGCGAGCGCGAGCGCGCGCGUGUGCGUAUGCGUCUGCGUGCGCGCAGAGAGAGAGAAAUAAAGACUGAGAGACUGAGAGAGAGAGAAAGAGAGAGCAGGAGGAAAAGAGACGCGUCCUGUACAUCUCACUCUUUUUAUUUUUUAUUUUUUAGAGGGGUUUUUUUUCCUUGUCUGGAGAGCUCCGAGCACGGACACGCGCGUGAAUGUGUGUGUGUGUGGCAAUGUGUGAGUGUGUGUGAACGCGUGUGUGUGGGAGUGUGUGUGGGAGUGGGAGUGUGUGUGGUGUGUGUGCAUGUGUGUGUGUGUGUUUUUAUCAGAGCGGAUGAAAAUGAUGCAAAGCGCCGCCGUGUUGCCCAGCGAGAGCGCCGUGAAGCCCGACAUGCUCGUGCCACUGCAGCAGGUCCCGGAGUGUGCGGGAUGUAACCAGCGUAUCCUGGAUAAGUUUGUGUGUAAGGUUCAGGAUCUGCACUGGCACUCCACCUGUCUCAGGUGUGCAGAGUGUGACGAGCUGCUGAGCGACAGGUGUUACUGCCGAGGAGGACACGUGUACUGCAGAGAGCACUUCUACACGCGUUUUGGGACGAAGUGCGCGUCGUGCCAGCAGGGCAUCCCUCCCUCUCAGGUGGUGCGUAAAGCGCAGGACUUCGUUUAUCACCUGCACUGUUUUUCCUGCGUGAUGUGCAGCAGACAGCUGGCCACCGGAGACGAGUUUUACCUGAUGGAGGACGGGAGACUCGUCUGCAAGGUCGACUACGAGACCGCAAAACAGAACGAUGACUCAGAGUCAGGAGCGAAGCGUCCUCGUACCACCAUCACGGCCAAACAGCUGGAGACGCUGAAAAGUGCGUAUAAAAACUCUCCUAAACCCGCGCGGCACGUCCGAGAGCAGCUCUCCUCCGAGACAGGACUCGACAUGCGCGUAGUGCAGGUGUGGUUCCAGAACAGACGAGCGAAGGAGAAGCGGUUGAAGAAGGACGCUGGACGCCAUCGCUGGGGUCAGUUUUAUAAAAGUGUUAAGCGCAGCAGAGGAGCGGCGAAGGUGGAGAAGGAGAGCUCGGCCGAGGAUGGAGGGAUCAGCGACAGCGAGCUCAGCUUCAGAGACGAUCAGAUCCUGUCGGAGCUGGGUCAUGCUAACGGCCUGUACGAGAGCGUCGGGGACGUUUCCGGAGGCAACAUGAUGAACAGCGGGUUCUCGUUAGAGGCGGCGAGUCCUUAUUCGCCCUCGUCCAUCAGCUCGCUGCCUGGACACGCCCACCUUCUCGGAGGCGUGACCUUCAGCAUGGAGGGGCUGGCAGGAGCGGCGGGUCAGCCUCUCAGAGCCGUGACCUCUGACCUCUCCACAGGCAGCAGCACCGGAUACCCAGACUUCCCCACAAGCCCCGCCUCCUGGCUGGACGAGAUGGACCACACCCAGUUCUGAGGUCAAAGGUCAUAUUGGAAAAGACACAAGGAACAUAAGAGAUUCUGGAGUCCUUUUUUUUUUCAGACGUUGUGAUUUCAGUCUAGCGCGGUUCUAAGGUCAAAGGUCAUGAAGUCAAGACGUAAAAAAGAAAAAGAAAAAAGAAACAAUGGACACUAAGAAGUGCGCACUUUCCUGAAA